AUAAACGUCAUUCGAAAUAUAAACAAAUAAACCAAAUUCAGUUUUCUAGUUUUUCUUCAAAUUUUGAGAUAAAAUUCUUCAAAAAUGUCACAAUUAAGUACAAAAGAGAAAUUAUUAUACAUAAUUGACGACAUGGAAAUAAUAUCAAAGGAAAUCAUAGAAAAUGCGAUAGCUCCGAAGAGUUCGAAACUGUCAGGCCCCGAAUACGCUCAGCUAACAGACCUGCUGGUGGCCAAAGACAACGAGCUGAAGAAGACGCUCCAACUGGCCUCCGAACAAGCGCAAAUAAACAAAAAACUAGACAUCCUAAAAGCGGAAGUGGAACGCCAAGACCAGGACAUAAACCACCUACAAAAGCAGCUCAAAGAAGCCGAACAGAUCCUAUCCACGGCCAUCUACCAAGCCAAUCAAAAACUACAGUCGAUCGCCAAAGCCAAUCGCCGGCCGAUUUCCUCCGAGGAACUCAUCAAAUUCGCCCACAGAAUCAGCGCGUCCAACGCCAUCUGCGCCCCGUUGACCUGGCAACAGGGCGAUCCGCGACGACCUUACCCCACGGAUAUCGAAAUGAGGCUCGGUUUGCUGGGCAGGAUGGGGGAUCCCAUGAACGGGCACAUGCUUGCGCAGCAGAACAGCAUGUCGGAUUUGCACAGACCUGGACAUCCCGGAGAAAUCCCGGCUGCUCAACAAAAUCAGUUUGCUUGGCAUCCAUCCGGGGAAAUGCACAUAAAUGUGGGGCAAAGCACGGUGCCGAUGGAUACCAGGAAUCACAAGCAGGAGAACGAGGACGUGGAGGUGAUGUCGACGGACUCGAGCAGCAGCUCAUCCAGCGACUCUCAAUAACCCUAUCGGUACAUAAGUUACUAGAUUGUUAAGCGGAAAUGUUGGCUUGUUUUUUUAAAUUUUUUACUGGUAUUUAUUGUAAUAGAAACGUCGGAUUUAAUGUUAAAAUUGCUCCCGUAUUGUAGCAAAUGUGGUAUGAAAAAAGUUGAUUAUUUAUAAAUAAUGUAGUGUAAAAAUGUUUGAACAAUUGGUGGUAUUGAUUAA
Phyllotreta striolata is the source of this 1044-nucleotide messenger RNA. The record is from the annotation of a GenBank genome assembly. Lineage: Eukaryota; Metazoa; Arthropoda; Insecta; Coleoptera; Chrysomelidae.